Molecule: messenger RNA, 1818 nt
Organism: Penicillium brevicompactum
Lineage: Eukaryota; Fungi; Ascomycota; Eurotiomycetes; Eurotiales; Aspergillaceae
Product: glycoside hydrolase family 32 protein
Exons: 2
Coding region: 1-1818 (605 amino acids)
Biological process (GO): sucrose catabolic process
Molecular function (GO): sucrose alpha-glucosidase activity
Source: RefSeq, a predicted model, not a curated record
AUGGCACCAAAUCCGGAAUUGGAAAUUCCAAUCCUCAAACCGCUGCAAAAAUCCGUGACUCCGCGCCCGAGCCAGGAAAAUCUGAAGAUCGACGAAAAGAAUCUACCACCCAACCCAUCGCAGUGGCGUCCAUCUUUCCACCUCACGGCGCCCGGGUGGCUGAACGAUCCCUGCGGUCUGGGCUACGACCCAGUAACAGGGCUGUAUCAUCUCUGCUUCCAAUGGAACCCCCACGGAAAUGACUGGGGCAAUAUCUCAUGGGGCCAUGCCACAUCCCCAGACUUGGUAUCGUGGACACCUUCUCAAGAACCUAUCUUGGCUCCUUCGGCCGAGUAUGACUGCCGUGGCGUCUUCACUGGAUGCCUGCGAGCAACCGAUGUCUCCGGUGCCCCGGGCGCACUCACAAUUCUCUAUACGUCUGUUAGACAUCUCCCCAUCCACCACACGCUGCCAUACACACUGGGAAGCGAAUCGCUCAGUCUAGCUGUCUCCCAAAACGGAGGCAAGAGCUGGGAGCGUCAGGCGUGUAACCCUAUACUAACAGGCCCUCCUUCUCACCUCAAUGUGACAGGCUGGAGAGAUCCUUGCCUCACGACUUGGGUUGAGGGGCCUGUACCCGAUCAGUCAACUCUGUACGGAUUCAUCUCAGGCGGCAUCGCUAAGCAAACACCGACUGUCUUUGUGUACAAGGUUGACUCUACAGACCUCCGCAAGUGGGAAUUCCUCGGUCCAUUGGUGGAUGUAGGUCUCAACCUACGGCCCUCUCGCUGGUCGGGAGAUCUCGGCGUGAAUUGGGAAGUAGCCAACCUCAUGACUCUAAGCAAUGAUUCUUCAUCUCGAGACUUUGUCAUUAUGGGAGCCGAAGGUUGUUUACCCCUGGAUUACGUGGCCCAAGGCUCAGACGAAGAAGCCCGUCGGAGACGAGAGGCGCGAGGACAGCUCUGGGUCUCGGUCAAGUCAAACCGAGAUGCCGGCUCUGGCGCUCUGUCUUCUUAUGCAUUCUCUGGUAUCUUCGAUCAUGGCUGUUUCUAUGCCGCCAACGCUUUCUAUGAUACAAAAACUGCGCAGCAAAUCGUUUAUGGUUGGAUCACAGAAGAAGAUCUGUCAGACUCUCUGCGCCAUCGACAGGGCUUCAGUGGGUUGAUCUCACUGCCUCGCGUGGUGGGACUGAUGACAUUGAAUAAUGUGAUCAAGGCGCGCAGCUCACCUUUAAGCGCCAUCACCUCAAUCGAAGCUGUCCCUAGUGCUGAUUUGUUCACCAUUCACACCAUGAGAAUCAGCCCGGAUAGUCGACUUGAACUUCUGCGAAAGAGCGCACAAAGGAGUCGCCGAGGUCGCGAGAUCUUAUCUGCACCAAACUGCGAGAGCAAGGCUGGUGCUGCUAUGAGUUCACGGUGGGAGAUCAAUGCCGAAUUCUCAGUCAGUCAAUCCUGUUCUCGGGUGGGUGUCAGAAUUCCACACACUAUCGAUGGACAAGAAUGUACGACUCUGUCGUGGCAUCCACAAAGCGAGACAUUCACAAUCCACCGACCAAACAUCGAAAAUACUGAAGUCAACCACGGCCAUGAAACGGCUCCGCAUACGCUGUUCACCACCUCGGAAGGCCGCGAAGAGGUCGAAGAGAAUUUGAAGAUACACGCCUUCUUCGACUCAAGCGUGUUGGAAGUUUUCGUCAAUGAGAGGACUGUCAUCUCCACGCGCAUUUACCUCCCAUCUGACACUUGCUUUGAGCCGAUGUUCUUUGCAGACCCCCCAAGCCCGGAUGCUGAGCCUGCAGUGCUUCUACAGGCGGACAUCUGGGAUGGCCUGGGAGUAUGA